Micropterus salmoides (largemouth bass) is the source of this 5382-nucleotide messenger RNA. Its product is annotated as solute carrier family 35 member D3-like. NCBI's taxonomy places the organism in Eukaryota, Metazoa, Chordata, Actinopteri, Centrarchiformes, Centrarchidae. Gene Ontology annotation, molecular function: antiporter activity. The transcript has 4 exons. Gene Ontology annotation, cellular component: Golgi apparatus. Bases 648 to 1991 code for a protein of 447 amino acids. The record is from RefSeq and is a predicted model, not a curated record.
CCUCCCCUCUACUGUAUGCCUCCUGUACAUCUGCUGCGCUUCUACUGUACUCUACUGCAGCUUCUAUUCCCAAAUAAUCUCUUCCUUUUUUCUCUUCCUUUGCGUCUCUCUUAAUCACCGGAGGUCGUUUUUGUUUCUUUUUUGGACCAGAAGCACAAAGAAAAAGUCCCUGAUGAAGACUUCUGCUGUUAAUAAUGAGUGAGUGGAAACUUAUUCACGACGUGACUUUUGAAUAUUUUUACUAUAUGCAGCUGAUAAAGAGCGCUGAACUGAACUGUCACCUUAACUAGGAAGAAAAGACCGAAGAGGCAUUCAGCAGAGCCGAACAGAGGAUCUCCUCCCGGUCCGCAUUCCCUCUUUUUUCUCUCUCAGAGCUCACUUUUAGUUUUUUUUACUAAAAGCUCCUGAAUGCUGAUUCGUUUCCCUUCAGUGACGGUACAAACGUGGGCUUUUUACAGCCUCACGCCCUUCCUUUCCCCCCGUUUCUCCGUCCUGCAGCAGUGCGUCGCCGCUGUGCGUAAAACCCAAACUCAGCCCCUGAUCUCCGAGACUAAACCUCCCGACACCGGGCUGUAAAAAGGGACCCCCGGCACUAACAGUACUUUGUACCCCGUUUGACUUUUUUUCAAGGCGAACAGCAAACCACCAUGGAUGUGUUUAAAAGUCGGUUGUUGGGGAUUUCCGUGGCCGUUGCGCACGGCGUUUUCUCCGGCUCUCUGAACAUCUUGCUGAAGUUCCUCAUCAGUACUUAUCACUUCAACUUCCUGACGCUCAUCCAGCUCCUGACCAGCAGCACCGCGGCGAUCACUCUCGAGAUCCUCAGGCGGCUGGGGAAGGUCAAGAUCCCGCCGUUCAGCAUCGAACUAUCCAAGGAGUUUGGCCCGGUUUGUAUCCUCUCCACGCUGCAGUCCACUCUCACUCUGUGGUCUCUACGUGGCCUCAGCCUGCCCAUGUAUGUCGUGUUCAAACGCUGCCUGCCGCUCUUCACGCUUAGCAUCGGCGUGUGUGUGCUGAGGAACGGCGUGCCUUCCAUCGGCGUGGUGAUUGCCGUGAUCAUCACCACUGCUGGAGCUGCACUGGCUGGCGCUGGUGAUCUCACCGGCGAUCCAUUUGGAUACAUCACUGGUGUGUUGGCGGUCAUCAUCCACGCCUCCUACCUGGUCCUGAUCCAGAAAACCAGUCUGGACAGCGAGUAUGGACCACUCACAGCGCAGUACGCCAUUGCUGUGAUGGCCUCCCCGGUGCUUCUGGUAUGCUCCUUUAUCUCCUUGGACACCAUCAACAUGUGGUCAUACGAGGGCUGGAAGGACCCACACAUCACGGUCAUCUUCGUCUUCUGUGUCUUUAUCGGCUGUGCCAUGAACUUCACCACGCUGCACUGCACCUACAUCAACUCCGCUGUCACCACCAGCUUCGUUGGCGUGGUCAAGAGCAUCGCCACCAUCACUGUCGGCAUGUUGGCAUUCAGCGAUGUUGCGCCGACGAAUCUGUUCAUCGGAGGUGUGGUGGUCAACACAGUCGGCUCCAUCACCUACUGUGUGGUCAAAUACUUUGAGGCGAAGAAAAAGAGCUUGUACGAGGACCUGGAGGAGGCUGGGAAGGAUGGUGCGUUACCUGGCGAGCCUUACCAAGAGAAACCAUCCCUGAACGGCGACGGGCCCGCUGCUGGCACCGGGUCUGAUCCAGGAAAUCCGGAGAUAGAGGGAGUAUUGAGCAGUGACAGGAUGGAGGAGGCAGCUCCAGCUGACUUAGCUAACGGAGAGUUGUGGACAGGGAAUGGUGGAAAAGGAGACGGAGAAGCAGGUGUGAAUUCCCACAUCAUGACGGAAAAGGAGAUGCUGGAGAUGCAGAGGGAGCACCUCCAAAGGGAGAACACCAGUUCCAGUCAGUCGGCUAGUGACAGCUAUGUUGGAGUGUGGAGGUCCAUCAGACAUCUGCAGUUUAUGAAGAAAGAACCUUUGAUUGAUAACAUGGAGCAGCAGAGUCCAUAAGGACAGGACAGAGACCUGGACAGACUCUAGAAAAGAAAACUGGGAAUGAAUUAGAGGAUAAAAAAAAAAGUCUUGAACAUGCUGAAGAAGGAAGAAGAGGAGACUAAAGCUGUCCACCGGGAACAUCUUUUAUUACCGUUAGCAGUGCUGAACAAAUGUGUGUUGGAAACACUGGUAAUGUUUGCUGCCCACGCUUUUGUGCUAAAAGUUCAAUUUCAUCACACAAGAUUUUUAGCGGAGAGAACAGGCUCUCAGUUUUGUUAAAAGCAGGAAAAUGACAGCCAUGUAGUUUGUUUAUGACAAGGAUUAACAAAAAAGAGGUUCCUGGUGGAGAAAACUGGAUGAAGGGUUUUGGAAGAAGCUGCCUGUCGGUGAUAAAUUCUGCCUCUUGUCUCCUUCAGCUCUUUGGCAUCUGCAGGGGACCAGGCUGGCCACGGUGUAGCAUGAUUUCGUUUGCGUCCCCGCGGAUUAGCCAGCUAGCCAAGCAAAAGCAGGUCGUGUAGAAAAAGAGUGCAACUUGUGCAAACUCAAAUGUCACAUCCAAUCAGGGAACAGCAAACAGCAGAAAACCUACAGUUUUUGUUAUAUGAAAACCUGGAUGAAUUCUUGUUUCUGAUUGGCUGGAGGCUGUGAAUUAAAACCUCUAAUGCACUCAGAUGAAGUUUAUUCAUUUGUGAAAGCACGCAGUGGCCAUUAAAUGAUAACAUAUCUAAAUCUAUGGUCACAUUGGGUUUGUUUAAGUCUGACAAUGAGUUUUAUUGUUUGUCUCCCUCUAACCUGCAGGUCCACUGUCACACUUGUUUACUUUUGGUUUACCAUUUAUGUGCUUGCUUAUGCUGCAUUCCAAGCAACUGGGAACUCUGACAUUUCCGACCUCACAGCAAAACAUGUUGUGCUUGUAAAUGGAUGUAGAAAUAUGUUGCUAGGUAGCUGGUUACACUAAAGAGAAGUUAUUCACAAGUUAUUCAGUAAAAAACAUUUGACAGCAUUAGUAAGCAUUUACUGACUUUUGAGGAUUACCACUUCAGUCACUUGUUUUCAUUAAAAUGGCAAAGAUUUUAAUUAACACCAUGGACAGUGCUGAGGGUGCAACUGGGUGUACACUUAAAAAAGAGUUUGUGAUGGUCAGCCAUGUUUUUUGUUCACUUUCGGCGUCAGGCAGCACCGUGCACCUGGAACGCUUUGAGGUUGAAAGUCGGACAUUUCCCAGUUCCGAUCAGUCUGGAAUGCAGCAUUACCGUCAUAGACAACAAAACUAUGUCAGCGCUUCUUUUGAUGUAUGCAGAGGAAAUGGAGAAAGAAAAAUAAUGUGCCGUCAUGUCGGGCUUCAAUGUCAUGUUCUGCUCAUGUGUUAUUAUAAAUUAUGGUUUACCUCCAGUACAAAAUAGAUAAUUCCAGCCGACAGUGAGGUCUGUGCAGAGGCAUCCAACACAAAGCAGAAAGUGGUUGCCUCCUUGUGUUUUAAAUCCUCCAAUGCACACCAUGUCCUGGAUAAUCGCUUUCUUAUUCCUCUCUUUAAUUUAUUACAGAAAGGUUGAGAAAAGGUACGGAUAGGUGGGGAAAGGAAAGGUGGCUGGGUUUAAAUGUUUUUAACCAGUUUACAGCUUUGGUUAGAUUUGGAGACAGUCCUGUUAAUGUUGGAAAGUGUUGUAUGCGAUUUGCUCUUUAACUUUUAUUAAUUUUUAUUUAGGUGGAAUCAUCAAUUGGUGAUAAAUCAGUUGUUCAAAAGAAAUUAUGCCUGUUAAUGUGGAGGUAGUGAAAUAUUAGCUUUACUUCCUAAAUGUGUUGCAGCUGAGGGGAAGCUGGGGCAGGAAAACAGCAGAAAUGAAGCAUCAUUGUAAUAUUAACCAAUGGGACAUCAGUUAAAGAGAGAGCAGUGUGAGUUGAUGCAAUAUGUACCUUUAGAGUGAGAUGUUCAAAUGGAUACCACACUCAUGACUCUAUAGAUGUGCUUAGCUUAGCUUAGCAUAAAGAGUGGAAACAGCUAGCCUGGCUCUGUCCAAUUAAAGUCCAGAAAUACACCUCCGAACACCGCUAAAGCUCACUAACAUGCUGUACCUUUGCAUUUAAAGGGGGUUACUGGCUAACAGUGACUGCCAAGAAAUAUUUCUGGCAUGUAACCCAUAAAACCAUGACAUCUUGUUUUUCAUGUCUUGGCUUGUGUACCAAUUUAACAACAUUAUCGAUUCAUCUUCAGAUUGUUUUUCCAAUUCAUUGUUUGGAAGUGUCCAAAACACUUUUCUUAAGCUCAGGGUGUUGUUAUGUUUUGUGUGACAAAAAGCCUGAAAUGUUAAGUUUCCUAUCACAUAGAAGCAGAGAAAAGCAGCAAAUCCUCUCAAUUAAGAAGCUGGAACCAACAAAUUCAUUUGUUUUCAGUUUUCAAGAAUUAAUUUUGUUCUUGAGAAAUGAUUUGAACGAUUAAUUAAAUCGCUUGAGAUACAUCAAAGUUUGACUUUUUGUAUCAAUCUGGAUCUUUAUAAUCUGUUUAUAAUCUAAACCUGUAAGACAUGUGAGUAGGAGACGGAAGCUUAGACUUUUGAUGCUAAAUUUUAGUAAAGACGCUGCUACAUUUCAAUUCUAACACCUUUGACAGACAUUUAAAAAUAAGCAGCAUCUUUGCACUAUAGGCUCAAGUGGAGCCAAAUAUUCAUUUGAUCGUAAUAUGGUGAUUUUCUUCAAAACAUUAAUUUACAAAAUCGCUAGUUCAGCUGCUAGCAUGUUGUUACGUUUGCUAGCUUUGCUAGUAAAGUUAGUUACCUGGUAAUGAAGCUGUGUUUUUUAUUUUUACUAGGUGACUUGUUAGAUUGCUUGACGUGUGAUAUAAUGUUACCGUUACGAGAGAGAUUACCCCACGCGUUCUCAUUUCUGUGCGUCAUUGUCCACGCUUUCAGACACCGUGACAAAGCGUAAUUAUUUUUAUCUAAAUGUACCCUUCAGCUUCUGUAUGAAACGCCACCGUUUUCUACGCAACCAUAGACUGUAUAUAAGAAAUGGACGUAGUCAUGGUGAUGUCACCCGUUGGUUUGUGGACUGCUGUUUUGAAGCCUCGAGUUUGGCCGAUAGGGCGCCGCCAUGUCGAGUUUGGAAUUUGGAAGUGACGAUACGGUGGAGCAAACGGCUGUGUGCGGAGCUAGCUAGCUUGCUUACUAGGUGCAACUGUAACUCACGUUAACUGUCGUUUUAACAGGCUGAUAACUUUGUCUAGCGAACAACAGUCUUAAAACUAAAUGUACUCAUCAGAGAAAGUGAACAACCGACUCCUAAUACGCUUUUCCAGCAGCGCUGGUUAACUUUACACAGCGCCGUGGGUACGAGUCGGCUCUAGCCUUAUGGACAGGUCGCCAUGGUAACAACUUGUCAAUCAUAGAUAACCCCGCCCUGAAACAUCCUC